Phragmites australis (common reed) is the source of this 332-nucleotide messenger RNA. RefSeq lists its product as uncharacterized. The transcript is spliced from 2 exons. The record is from RefSeq and is a predicted model, not a curated record. NCBI's taxonomy places the organism in Eukaryota, Viridiplantae, Streptophyta, Magnoliopsida, Poales, Poaceae. Bases 1 to 321 code for a protein of 106 amino acids.
AUGUGUUUCAUGCAGUGUUUAACGAGAGCACUUAGGAAUGAGGACCCGGGAUUACUAAUGGCAGCAUCGACAUUGCUCCUACCAUUUCAGCCUUUGAUGGUUUCAGCUAUCCGCACAGGAUUGAUGGAGGUUUCCUUUGCAAGAAGGGCAUCAAUUAAACCAGAGCUCAGGAUGGCACAUAACCUGCAUAAGAUGUCAUCUCUGUUGGAAGGCGUGCUGUUUAUUGCCGACAAUUGCUUACCAGAGACUCCCUAUAUCCACGCUGCGUGGCAUCUUGCCGCCGCGAUUGGCAUUGGGACAUGCAAUAAGCUUCUUGAAUGACAGUGGAAACU